Messenger RNA from Penicillium antarcticum, 1056 nucleotides. Its product is annotated as Copper fist DNA binding domain protein. The transcript has 2 exons. The coding region runs from base 1 to 1056 and encodes 351 amino acids. The record is from RefSeq and is a predicted model, not a curated record. NCBI's taxonomy places the organism in Eukaryota, Fungi, Ascomycota, Eurotiomycetes, Eurotiales, Aspergillaceae.
AUGUCAAAUGUGAAUGUGGUAACAAAGAAAAUGCGCACAGUGAAGUGGACUGCUAUGCGACGGGGGGAGGAGUUUCUAAACCCUUGCAAGUGCGCCUCAAAGAAAGACUAUUGUCACAAUAACGUACCCGAGGCCCGUGUCUCCAUGCCACAACCGACGAUAACGGAGCUGCAUAAGCCUCGGCUCACUCCAAUUAAGCCCGAGAGAACUCUGAUGAUAUCAAAGGCCGACCAUGAAGAGCCUGCACACAAGCAUAAUGAUAUAACUCUCAAUGGUGAAAUACCCAACGUCAUUUCCCGGACUCACACUAGCCACUCACCUUCGUACGUGGCUCAUCGCUCCCUGGAAUAUCUGCCUCUUUCGGCGCAAAACGUGUCCGUCAACGAAGAGAUUUCGGCGCACGUCGCUGGUAUCUUUUGUACUCAGAGUGCUCCCGGUGUUAGUUUCGAGAAUGACUUCAUACAAAAGGCUUCAGGACAGCCUCUCGACCAGAGCAACAAUCCAAACUCCCCACCAAACUUGGAUCCGUUUCCCAUAUUAAGUACCGGGAGUCUUUCACAAACGGAAAACUUGCCCUUCCGAGGGCAAUUAAACGGGCAGUUCGACAAUCAGCUCGACAGACAUCUUGUGGCCUCACAGAAAUUUGAUGCCCCUCUGCUUCCUGCGAUUCGGAGUGCUCCGUGGAUGGAUUGGCCCAUUUUCAAUGUGUCUUGUCCAAAGACCUACUCAACAUCCUAUAGCCAGAAUCCAUCGUAUGCGAGCUUUGAUGACCCCUAUUUCGGCUUUCCUGAUCUCACUCCCUUGUCGGACGAUAUACCGGAAGUAGAAAAAUUUUUGCCAUUCCUCACCGUUGACGCUGCAUCCCAUAGCGACGCCUACGGAUCUGCCAGUCGUAGUGACGAGUCCGAAUCAGAUCUGAAUCAAAUCACUCCUUUUUCCGACGGUGAUACGACGCACGCGCUACCUCUAGCACCGAGCAAUCCGAAGUCCAUCGACAUUGAUGAAAUUUUGAAACUAGCAGAAACUGAUGCUAACGCCUUUCAAAGGCAGCUGUAG